CAUGACGCAAUCGCGUCAGCCACUCUCCACCGCUGCUGCUGUGUGUGUGUGUAUGUGGUAAAGUUGAAGUUAAAGCCACUCAAACGUCUUUUGUCUUCCUCGUUCAGUCUCAGUCUUCGAGUUUACGCUGCUCCGGCGCGUGUUUGCGUCUCAGUCUCUGCUCUGAAGCGGACGUGACCUUUGUUUGCGCGUGUUUUCACUCAAAGUUCGGCGGCAGUUAGCAUGUGGCUGCUAGCCGGCUAACAGCAGUUUGCAGUGGAGUGAACGUGACAGGAAGCAGGAGCGGCCUCAGGUACAGUGUCUGUGAAGUUCGGGAAGCGGUUGCCAUGGAACCGGCGUGGCGUCAGCAGGGUCGCGGUCGAGGCCGCAGCCAGAAUGGUCAGGGUGAACGACCCCCGCCGAAAGAGAGAGAGAGGCCAGGGGUCGCCGCGGGAGCGUGGGCCGCAGGACGUGGAGGAAAGAUGAAGGUCGCCGCUGCAACUGAGCCUGAGCCUCCACAGGGUGAGGACACGCCCUCUCUGAUGUCAUCAGAUCAAACUGAUGAUUGUUUAUUUAUGAUUGAUUUUUCUCCACUGGCAGCUGCGUCGGUCCAGUCCAAGUUUGAGGAGAUCAGGAAGUCGAACCAGGCCGCUGCUCAGCGAUUGGUGCAGAGUCAGAUAAGCUCCUCCUCCUCCGAUGAAGAUGAUGAAGACGACGACGGAAACCACAAGGACGGAAAGAGAGGGAAGAUCCUGGCAUCGACCUUCACCAUCUACACAGACCAGACAGGUGGUGAUGUCACUGGUCUGGUCAGGACUGGUCAGUACGUCAGUGACCUGUUUCAGUCCGGCGCCCUCACCUGUCUCAUCUGCAUCGCGUCCGUGAAGAGAACACAGCCGGUGUGGAGCUGCAGUAGCUGCUUCUCUCUCUUCCACCUUCCUUGUAUCCAGAAAUGGGCGAGAGACUCCGCCUUCCUCGUGUCCUCUGUCACCGACGACGACUUUGGUCAGAAACAGCACCCGUGGCCCUGUCCAAAGUGUCGAGCUGAGUAUCCUCCCAGUGCCACGCCCAACAGGUACACGUGUUACUGUGGGAAACUCCAGGAUCCUCCCGCUGACCCCUGGUUGGUCCCUCACUCGUGCGGCUCCGUCUGUCAGAGGGAGAUCAAACCCUCCUGUGGACACACCUGUCUGCUGCUCUGUCACCCCGGUCCCUGUCCACCGUGUCCAAAGAUGGUGGCUGUUUCCUGUCUGUGCGGCAAAGCUAAGCCCCUCCCCCGUCGCUGUAGCAACAAGGCUUGGUCGUGUCAAAAACAGUGUGGCAAGUUGUUGAGCUGCAAACAACACAAAUGUACACAACCCUGUCACACAGAGUGUUCUCCGUGUCACAGAGUCAGUGUUCAGUCGUGUGUGUGUGGCAGAGAGAAAACUCAGAGGCCGUGUGCGAGUCCUCAGUGGAACUGUGAAGAGGUGUGUGGCUCUCUUCUCUCCUGUGGGAAUCACACCUGUGAAGUCAAAUGUCACGACGGAGUCUGUCCUCCGUGUCCUCGCUCGGUCAGCAGAACCUGUCCCUGCGGCAAAACCAAGUCGUCUCUGCCCUGCACAGAGGAAGUGCUGCUGUGCGGCGACACGUGUGAUCGUCCUCUGUCGUGUGGAAAACACACAUGUUCAAUGAGGUGUCACCGAGGAAGCUGCGAGACAUGCAGACAGGAGGUGGAGAAGGAGUGCAGGUGUGGUAAAUACAGGAAGAUGAUGCCGUGUCAUAAAGAAUACCUGUGCGACUCCAAAUGUCCAAAGACCAGAAGCUGCCAGAGACACCAAUGCAGGAGGAAGUGUUGCCCCGGUAAUUGCCCGCCCUGCGACCAGAGCUGCGGCCGAACGCUGGGCUGCCGCAACCACAAGUGUCCCUCCGUGUGUCACCAAGGGAGCUGUUACCCUUGUCCGGAGACGGUGGACGUCCCAUGUACAUGUGGAAAAACCGCCUUAGUCGUCCCAUGUGGUCGAGAGAGGAACACGAAACCACCACGCUGUAAAGAGACGUGCAGGUGUCCUCCAUCCUGUCACCACCCGAACAGAGAGACCCACCGGUGCCACCCCGGUCCCUGCCCCCCCUGCAGACAGACCUGCCUGCUGCAGCUGCCCCGCUGCAGCCACACCUGCCCUCAGUCCUGCCACGACCUAGUGCUGGUCAAGUCCCAGCAGGUGCAGUUAGCGGGUCCGUGGGAGCAGCCGUCCGAACCCGCGUUUGUGAAGAAAGCGCUGCCCUGUCCACCGUGUCAAGUACCGAUCCCAACGGCCUGUUUUGGAGAACACGAGGUCAGCCCAGUGCCGUGUCAUCGUCAGGGUCGGUUUUCCUGUAAACGACCUUGCGGACGACCCCUGACAUGCGGCAACCACAACUGCAGCAGAGAGUGUCACCUGGUUACCGGCGGCAACAAGUGUGAGGUGUGUGACGAGGGCUGCCGUAAGCCCCGCCCCCCUGGCUGCCCCCACACCUGUGCCCGCCCCUGUCACCCGGGCGACUGCCCGUCCUGCAGCCAAAUGAUCCGCCAACGCUGCCACUGCAAGAUCACCAUGCUCUAUGUGGAGUGCACGAAGUUAACAUCAGCUGAUGAGAAGACGAAGAUGCAGCUGAGCUCCUGUAACAACCAGUGUCCAAAAGAGCUGAGCUGCGGUCAUCGCUGUAAGCAGAUGUGUCAUCCAGGUGUGUGUGAGGAGAAAUGUCAGCAGAGGGUGAAGCUGCGGUGUCCCUGCAAGAGGAUCAAGAAGGAGUUCCCGUGUUCUGUGUCGACUCAGACUGACGUUCAGUGUGAUGAUGUGUGUAGAGACCAACAGAGGAAGAUCAGCCAGCUGAAGGAGGCGGAGCAAAGAGCGGCUCAGGAGGAAGAGCAGAAGAAACUUCAGGAGGAGCUGGAGGCGUUCGAGAAGCGUCAGCAGCGAGGAGGUCGCAGGAACAAGAAGCGCGGGAGGCGAGAGGAGGCAGACGACGAGCAGGAGCGUGCGAGGAGGUGGUGGAGGAAGUGUGCCGCCCUUGUCCUGGUCCCGCUGGGCGGAGCUCUGCUGUCCGCCGCCGCCUACUACCUCCUGACCACACCCUGAACAAACACGUUGUUAGGGGAACGUGUGAGAACAUGGCUGCCUUCUCUCACUCAGUUGUUUUUCUGUCGCACUUAUUUACGUUUUAUUUUACAUUUGAGACAAAAUAUACGAUUUUUCUCAACUCAAGUGGAAUUUUCCGAACUUCCCAAAAACAAAACUGUUGUCAUCAGGCUUUACGUACUAAAAAAGUUCGCACUCAUUAUGUUAACUGUUGGGGGGGAGGGGAUACAGUUACUUUUAUCGUAAACAUUAGCAACAAUUAACGUGACAGUUUACAGCUGGACAUCUCACCAAUGUACAGUCCCAGUGAUUUAUUAUGCAUUGCCACAAGGGAGCAGUCAUUCCCCAACCUCACGAUUUAUUUUUCGCAUUAAAAAUGUUCACUGAAAACGUGUCAGCAAAAUUUAUCGUAAAAAAGCUGAUUUAUUUUUACAAUGAUCACAUCGUUAAUCACAGUUCUUUUGACGAAAAAAGAGAUGCAAUUUUUCUGUACAACCUGCAUAUUUUUGCCCAUUCAAAAAUAUUUUAGCUUUCUUGUGGGUUAACCCACGUGACUGACUUUAAAAAUUAGCUUCCUGUUUGAACUCACCUUAUAUUAAAUUUCACUUUUUUUUGUUCGUAG
Messenger RNA from Solea senegalensis (Senegalese sole), 3699 nucleotides. RefSeq names its product nuclear transcription factor, X-box binding-like 1 (gene nfxl1). The transcript is spliced from 24 exons. NCBI's taxonomy places the organism in Eukaryota, Metazoa, Chordata, Actinopteri, Pleuronectiformes, Soleidae. The coding region runs from base 327 to 3077 and encodes 916 amino acids. The record is from RefSeq and is a predicted model, not a curated record. Gene Ontology annotation, cellular component: nucleus. Gene Ontology annotation, molecular function: zinc ion binding; DNA-binding transcription factor activity, RNA polymerase II-specific; RNA polymerase II transcription regulatory region sequence-specific DNA binding. Gene Ontology annotation, biological process: regulation of DNA-templated transcription.